GCUCGAGUGGAGUUGUAUAAAGAGAGCGCGCGGCGUCGGGGCGGGAGGCUCGAGGCCAGCCCGGGACCAGGGCUGGGCGCUGCAAAGCGGCGGCGCCGGCGGCAGAGGCGGCAGCGAGCGCCCGCGCUCCGACGCCCCCAGGCGGUGGGGCUGAGAGAGCCAGAGGCUGGCUCCGAGCGCCGACCCGGGUAUGGCCAGGAUGUCUUUGCUCCUGCUGCCGCUGUGGCUUCUGCCCCUCACUGGGGGAUCCCAGAGGGCUGAGCCCAUGUUCAGUGCAGUCACCAACUCAGUUCUGCCCCCUGACUAUGACAGCAACCCCACCCAGCUCAACUACGGAGUGGCAGUGACGGAUGUGGACCGUGACGGGGACUUCGAGAUCGUUGUGGCCGGGUACAAUGGCCCCAACCUGGUUCUGAAGUACAACCGAGCCCAGAAGCGGCUGGUGAACAUUGCGGUGGAUGAACGCAGCUCGCCCUACUAUGCUCUGAGGGACCGGCAGGGGAACGCCAUUGGGGUCACGGCCUGCGACAUCGAUGGGGAUGGCCGUGAGGAGAUCUACUUUCUCAACACCAAUAACGCCUUCUCGGGUGUGGCCACAUACACAGACAAGUUGUUCAAGUUCCGCAACAACCGCUGGGAAGACAUCCUAAGCGAUGACGUCAAUGUGGCCCGUGGAGUGGCCAGCCUCUUUGCGGGACGCUCAGUGGCCUGUGUGGACAGGACGGGCUCCGGACGAUACUCUAUCUACAUUGCGAACUACGCCUAUGGUGAUGUAGGGCCUGAUGCCCUCAUUGAAAUGGACCCUGAGGCCAGUGACCUGUCCCAGGGGAUCCUGGCACUCAGGGACGUGGCUGCUGAGGCUGGGGUCAGCAAGUACACAGCGGGCCGGGGUGUCAGCGUGGGCCCCAUCCUCAGCAACAGUGCCUCAGAUAUCUUCUGUGACAACGAGAACGGGCCCAACUUUCUCUUCCACAACCAAGGCAAUGGCACCUUCGUGGAUGCUGCGGCUAGUACCGGCGUAGAUGACCCUCACCAGCAUGGGCGAGGCGUGGCCCUGGCGGAUUUCAACCGUGACGGCAAAGUAGACAUCGUUUACGGCAACUGGAAUGGCCCGCACCGCCUCUACCUGCAGACGAGCGCUCACGGGAAGGCCCGAUUUAGGGACAUUGCCUCGCCUAAGUUUGCCAUGCCCUCCCCUGUCCGAACCGUUAUCGCUGCUGACUUUGACAAUGACCAGGAACUGGAAGUCUUCUUCAACAACAUUGCCUACAGAAGCUCGUCAGCUAAUCGCCUCUUCCGUGUUAUCCGCAGGGAGCACGGGGACCCUCUCAUCGAGGAGCUAAACCCUGGCGAUGCCCUAGAGCCUGAGGGCCGGGGUACAGGGGGCGUGGUGACGGACUUCGAUGGCGAUGGGAUGCUGGACCUCAUCUUGUCACAUGGAGAGUCCAUGGCUCAGCCUCUAUCUGUCUUCCGGGGUAAUCAGGGCUUCAGCAACAACUGGUUGCGUGUGGUACCCCGCACCCGGUUUGGGGCCUUUGCCAGGGGCGCCAAGGUUGUACUCUACACAAAGAAGAGUGGGGCGCACCUACGGAUCAUUGAUGGGGGCUCCGGCUACCUGUGUGAGAUGGAGCCUGUGGCACAUUUUGGCCUGGGAAGGGAUGAAGCCAGCAGUGUGGAGGUGACGUGGCCAGAUGGCAAGAUGGUGAGCCGCAGCGUGGCAAGCGGGGAGAUGAACUCGGUGUUGGAGAUCCUCUACCCUCGAGAUGAAGACAAACCUCAGGACACAGCCCUACUAGAGUGCGGCCAAGGAUUCUCCCAGCAGGACAAUGGCCAUUGCAUGGGCCGGAUUGGAGGGAAACGUGGAAGCCAGGAGGCCAGUAAGGCAGCCGCUGCAGAAAUCCAGACACCAAUGAGUGCAUCCAGUUCCCAUUCGUGUGCCCCCGAGACAAGCCCGUGUGUGUCAACACCUACGGAAGCUACAGGUGCCGGACCAAUAAGAGAUGCAACCGCGGCUAUGAACCCAACGAGGACGGCACAGCCUGUGUGGCUCAAGUGGCCUUUUUAGGUGGGUACUCUUCGGCUGCCUUUAGACUCUCUGAGCCUCUCUCUCGGGCCUCAUAUCUUUCUCUAGGCCUGGGACUUUGCCUUCAGUUAUAUGCACUUUAAAAUCCCAUCAAUAAAGGAAAAAAAAUUUAACAA
Molecule: messenger RNA, 2199 nt
Organism: Meriones unguiculatus (Mongolian gerbil)
Lineage: Eukaryota; Metazoa; Chordata; Mammalia; Rodentia; Muridae
Gene: Crtac1
Product: cartilage acidic protein 1
Exons: 16
Coding region: 191-2065 (624 amino acids)
Biological process (GO): axonal fasciculation
Molecular function (GO): calcium ion binding
Source: RefSeq, a predicted model, not a curated record